UUUCUACCUCUGUGAAGUUGGCCGAAGUAGAUCGGUUUUCGAAGUUUAUUUUGUGUGGUGGUUUCGUCGGGGUUUUGACAGUUGAUAUAUCAUGGAUCUCAUGACAUCUCAUUAACAUGAUCUACGUCACAAUAAUUGAGAUAGAUCAGAGGCGUAGGUGGAGCCACAAGAAUGGCAAGGAAUUCUGCACCCUUGUUCACUACUAAUCGAAGAUCGAAGUCCGCAGGCCACUCCGCGGGUAGCCUUGAACUUGAGUUGCAGGGAGUGUCUGGGCUGCUGGAUCGUGCGAGUUGAAAUUUUGGACGGGUAGCUGUCAAACAUAUAUUUUCUAUUUAAUUUUUAUCUACCAUGGAUCCCGCUGUCUUCCCUGAAGAAAUAUGGAUAAAGAUCCUACUAUACUGCGACGUGCCUGACAUUAUUGCCUUUGGGAGCACCUGUAAAUACCUCAGAAAAACUUCGGAUACCGACUAUCUAUGGAAAAUAAAGUGGUUGCAGCUGAUAUCUAAAGUACAAUUUAAAUUCCCUGAUAUCAAAUGUCUGCAAUUAUUAAGCGUCAGCUUCAAAGCAAUGUGCUACCGUCUACACAUGGUAGUGACACUGGGUGAGAGUGCUCCAUUUCCAAAAUGCUACCAUUGCAGUGGUUACACAUGUCAAAGAAAUUGUGUGGAGGGAUCAAGUUCUAGGGUUGUUAUUGAGAUCGGUAACAAGUAUACAUGGGUUAUAACACCUCACUUUGGUUUGAGGAGGCAUUUUACCAUGUUUGGUAUACCAAAAUACAACACAACAAAUGCUGAGGUACAAACGCAGGUUCCAAGCAACGCAAGCAGCAGUGGGAGGUUGAAAAAGAUUGAUUCCAAAUCUAUUGCAAGAAAAUUGAAACUACUAGGGCUAUCGGAUAUGACUUCUGCCAAGAUACCAAGACCUAGUGGACCAUUUUGUGUGUUUUGUAAUCCAGUUAAAUUAUAUCGAGAAAAAAAACGACUUGGUUCUCACCAAAAUGAUGUACAAAGAUAUUCUAGUACAAAUCCGAUUUAUGAACAACUUUUCAACGGAUAUUGCACGGACACUGUUGAAGUUCUAGGCAUUCCUAAUGUAGAUGUUGUAAGUCCAGCAGAGGCUCUGCUCAGCGACGAAACUUUUCCAGUUCUAAAGACCUUCGUUGAUCAUUUAUUCCAUCAAAUGGGAUUGACGGCAACUUUAAGAAAGCCUAAUGCAGUACUAAUGUUCUGCGAACCACUGGCUAUGCAUCCCUUGCUGAGAAAACAGCUACUUCAUUAUUUAUUUCAGGAAGUAAAAGUUGCCAGAGUGUGUUUAGUUCCCAAGCCUUUGGCUGCUUGCGCAAUGCUUGACAUUGAGACUUGUGUCGUUGUCGAUAGCGGUGCAUUAAGUACGACAGUUGCUGUUGUUAUAGGAGGUAGAGUAAUGCCUGAUCGAUGGCGUCUUUUGCCCGUCGGAGGUUGGCACGUUGCUCAUCAUCUGAAGCAGGCCAUGCAUUGGCAGCCCAAAGAAUACCAUCAGAUUCCUAUAUCCUAUUUGGAUACUAUGGCUGUUAAAGAGCGCUGCAGAUUGAGUUACAACAUUGAGAAUGAAGAGCCAAAACGAGGGCCGGCAAGACGAGAGAAUAUUAAUCUCAGGGUCGACAGCUAUGCAGACUACAAACAGUUUUGGAGAGUGUCGUUGGGCUCCGAGUUAUUCAUUGCACCGGAGAUGAUGUACGUCAGUCUUGGUCUCCCGGAAGUCAUUAAGGAAGUCACACUUGGGCUUUCUGCCGAGCUAACUCAAGAUUGCUUGUCUCAUAUUUUGCUCACUGGAGGUAAUACAGACUUGGCAGGAUUUGAGUUAAGGCUGUCUAAAGAUUUACGGGAACUGCUACCAGAACACAGCCCAAUUUUAGAAGUUAAAAGUUGCCCGGGAACUCAUAGUUGGAAUGUAGCUAUGGGCUCUACUUAUGUACCAUUAGCUGUACAUCCCGAUAAAACGCCACCAGAAUACUUGGAGGGAAACCCGUUCUGGUUAUCACGAGAAGAGUAUGUCCUUUUUGGUUGCGAAUCUCUUGAGCAGUAGCAAAAUUUCAGAGGUAUACCCAUCUAUAUCAAUCAAUUUUGAUUAAGUAAAAAAAAAACUAGUACCUUAGCAAUGAUUAUGCAAAUUAGUAGUAAACCAGUACAUAUGUCCGAUGUAAUAUCAGGAAGAGAAAUGUUGCCAUUUUCAAGUAUAUUCUAUCCCAUAUUGUCUAUCAACUCCAAAAUAUCAUUCUCUCACAAUUAGUCAUGUUGAACUACAUCUAAAAAAAAAAUAAUCAUCGAAUCUGCGAUGCUGUGUUCAGGGGCUGUACAGUGUCAUCAGGUACCUGCGGAAUUUGUUAAUUAUUAUUAGUGAAGUUUUUUUGUCAGGUUUGUUCAGCGAUAAAUUUCUUCUCAAAGAAUUUGAAUUUAUUAUGUCGCAAGCAUUCGAUAUGCUGCUAAGAAAAGUAUAGAAGUAGUGCAGGAUAACGGUAGGACAGCUUUACUAUAAAAUUAAUCUUGACUCGUACGAUUUCACCAAAUUCCACAUAUCUUUAUUUCAAAAAAUAGUAAUAUCUUGUCUCUCUGUGUAUAAUUUUUAUUCCCUUUGGAUGAUUUAGAUGUUGAAAGAAAAGAAAAACAAUCUUAUCGUAGAUAUUCAUUAAAAAUUCCACGAUGAGUGAGUUGAACAUGAUGAUAGUAUCUCAAAUGACAUCAUGUGUUAUUUCUUAAAUUUAUAUCGAAAACCUUGCCAAAUAAAAAGAACGGGAAAAAUAAGAAAUGCAAUAAAAAAAAAAUAUAUAGAGAUUUUU
This is a messenger RNA of Athalia rosae (coleseed sawfly), 2815 nucleotides long. RefSeq names its product actin-related protein 6-like. Gene Ontology annotation, molecular function: protein binding. Bases 349 to 2064 code for a protein of 571 amino acids. The record is from RefSeq and is a predicted model, not a curated record. Lineage: Eukaryota; Metazoa; Arthropoda; Insecta; Hymenoptera; Athaliidae. The transcript has 6 exons.